AGCUUUGAGUUCAGUUACAAAUAACCAAGCGGACGGGAAAGUUAAAUCCUUUUUUUUCUAUUUUUCAAAGAAAAAGGAUAACAAAAAGAAAAACAUAAAUAAAAAUUAGUUACAACAAUCCCUAGUCAUGGCAGAUGAUGACGAUGCCCAGUUCGAUGCCGUUGACUCGGGAGCGUCGAAGACCUUUCCGAUGCAGUGCUCGGCAUUGCGAAAGAAUGGGUUUGUCAUGCUGAAGGGACGUCCCUGCAAGAUCGUGGAUAUGUCCACCUCAAAGACGGGUAAACACGGCCAUGCCAAGGUCCAUCUAGUGGGUGUAGAUAUUUUUACCCAGAAGAAGUACGAGGACAUCUGCCCCUCGACCCACAACAUGGAUGUGCCGCAUGUGAAGCGCGAGGAUUACCAGCUAACCGAUGUCAGUGACGAUGGAUUCGUCACUCUGAUGGGUGAUGAUGGGGAAAUACGCGAGGAUCUAAGGGUUCCGGACGGCGAACUGGGUGGAUCUCUACGCUCUGAAUUUGAGGGUGGCAAAGACCUCCUUUUGACUGUUUUGACGGCCUGUGGUGAGGAAUGCGUCAUUGCGAUGAAGAACAACACGGGAUUGGACAAGGGAGGAGGAUGAAGGCGGACAAGGGGACUAAGGAAGGUGGGACUGUGCGGAGUGGUAUUUAGAUGAAACACCAAACACGAUAAAUAAAACUCUGGAUGCGA
Messenger RNA from Drosophila elegans, 708 nucleotides. RefSeq names its product eukaryotic translation initiation factor 5A-like. Gene Ontology annotation, molecular function: RNA binding; translation elongation factor activity; ribosome binding. The coding region runs from base 128 to 619 and encodes 163 amino acids. The transcript has a single exon. Lineage: Eukaryota; Metazoa; Arthropoda; Insecta; Diptera; Drosophilidae. Gene Ontology annotation, biological process: positive regulation of translational termination; positive regulation of translational elongation. The record is from RefSeq and is a predicted model, not a curated record.